AUGUCAAUAUCAGUUGACAGUAAUAAUCUUAGUUUUGUUAACGAUUUGAAUCCUGGGAAAGAUAUGUGGAACAUGAAAGCGAGAAUUAUUCGAAAAUGGAAUCAGGGUUACAAGAUGGAUCUCAUCUUCAUUGAUGAGAAGGGUGCUAAGAUUCACGCAGGUAUUAAGACUCGUCUGAUACCUGUUUUUGAUGGUCAGCUUCAAGAAGAUGCUGUUGUGAUUCUGUCCAAAUUUGGUGUUGGUGAGAAUAAAGAUUUAUAUAAAGUAGUGGUGCAGCCUUAUAAAAUCAACUUUUAUAGAUGCAUAACUGUUACUCCUAUGAGAGAUUGGCAAGGUGUUGAGUAUGGUUUCAACUUCAGAGCUUAUGAAGAUAUUCUUCAAGGAGAGGCGUUAAACGCCUUGAGUGUUGGUAGUUCAUGUACUGAUCAUUGUUUGUAUUUAAUGAUGUUAAUAAAUAAGAUGAAGAAUGUUGGAUCAUGGGGUAAGGUUUUGCGGUGUACUGUGUGGAAUGAUUAUGCUCUGCAGAUUAAGAACUUCAUUUCUAAAAUCUCACCUCAUGAGCAUGUGAUGGCUGUUAUACAGCAUGGAAAGUGUAAGGAAUGGAAAGGUGAAUAUACUGUUCAAAGUGAUAAGUUUGCAACACGAAUUUUUUUGAAUGAAGAUAUUGAUGAAGUUAAUGAGCUAAGGAGGAGGCUUAUACUAAAGUUUGGACAAGGGAGUGGUUCUACUUCUCAAACAAUACUAUCGUCUCAGAGUGUUUUUCCAUUGCAUAAAGAAUUUGUAACUGAUGGUGUGAAGAAACAUGUUGAUGAGAUUAGUGAGAUAGAAAAGGUUUCACAUCUUUUUAUAUAG
This is a messenger RNA of Helianthus annuus (common sunflower), 852 nucleotides long. RefSeq lists its product as uncharacterized. The transcript has 6 exons. Bases 1 to 852 code for a protein of 283 amino acids. Lineage: Eukaryota; Viridiplantae; Streptophyta; Magnoliopsida; Asterales; Asteraceae. The record is from RefSeq and is a predicted model, not a curated record.